Molecule: messenger RNA, 2105 nt
Organism: Phlebotomus papatasi
Lineage: Eukaryota; Metazoa; Arthropoda; Insecta; Diptera; Psychodidae
Product: adenylate kinase isoenzyme 5
Exons: 8
Coding region: 304-2034 (576 amino acids)
Biological process (GO): UDP biosynthetic process; CDP biosynthetic process
Cellular component (GO): cytoplasm; nucleus
Molecular function (GO): UMP kinase activity; ATP binding
Source: RefSeq, a predicted model, not a curated record
GACAGUGAGGAAUUAGUUUUCUAUCGUGCAACAACUCCGCUUUUCAGAGUGCCUUUAAAACGGAUUUUUCCUCUCUUAUUGGAAAAGCGGUGUUUUAAGUUCGGGAAAUUUCUAUGAGAAACAAUUUGUUGAGGUAGAGUGAUGUCUUUUGAUCAUUUUAAAGUGAAAUCCAUUUUGUUAAUUCAGUGAUAGUAAAUUUGCAGAAUGGUAUGAUAUUGAAGGGAUACCAAUUGUCGCAGGAAAGGACAAUUUUUUCAUAAGAAAGGAAUAAUUUAAAUAACCAUAUCACGUAUCGAAUGGAUAAUGGGCAUUUGUUUGGACACAGAAGCAAAUUCUGCUGCACAGGAUGCCGAAGAUCCAGGUUCAGAUUGGAAGGGUGGAGGCAGAAGAAGAUCAACUAUCCUCCAUACACCACUCAGUGGGAAUUUUCCCAUGCAGAAUGCUGGAAAAGUAAAAUUCGAUCCUCCAAAAGUGCCUGUAAUAUUUGUCUUAGGUGGUCCAGGUAGUGGCAAAGUAACUCAUUGUGAUACACUAAUGCAGGAAAAACGAGGUGUUGUGCAUAUCAACAUGAUGGAUUUGCUUCAACAAUAUGCAAUUGGCAAUGAUAUGCAAGAUUUCUCCCAGCUCUCGUCCAAAACAGUCACAGAAGUUCUAAUGCUGGAGAUGAAAAUGGCACCGGCUGCUAAAGCUUAUCUUGUAUCAGGAUUCCCUCGAUCAAUGAGGGAUGUUGUUGAGUAUACAGAAAAGAUUCAAGUGGUCAAUGGAGUAGUAUUAAUUUCCUGGAGACAAGCUGUAUUGCAAAAACAAAUAGAUUAUGGUGCAAAGUUGGGUCAUGUUGUGCUGUCCCUGGCCAAAAUGGAGUUGGAGAAUUUUUUCAAGAAUGUUAUGCCAGUGGCAGAUUAUUUUGACCAGAGUGAUUUAUUGUUGGCGGUGAAUGGUGAGAGAUCCCCAUCGGAGGUCUAUAAAGAUUUCCGUGAAGCUGUAUUGGAAAUUUUGGGUGCUCAAGAGAAUCAGGAGGCCCUCCUAAAUGGGAUUGCAGGUAUGGGACGUGGCUCCAAUGAAAUUCCUGGCAGUAUAGUUAGUGUAGAAACUGCUCCUGGUCACAGUAAGGUCGUUACAGUAGAUGAUACCACGUACGAACCUGAAGCUGACCAGCAUCGGUAUGAUGAGAGUGCCAUUAAGAAAUUAGACAUCAUACCACCAGUUAUAUUCAUUAUUGGUGGUCCGGGAAGCAAUAAGGCAUCACUGUGUGUCAAGGCGAUUGGAAUUAAUCCUGGAUGGGGUCAUAUAAGUGUUGGUCGUCUUUUCCGAUCAUUGGCUGAAUCAGAAGCCAAGCCAAAUACAGAGGCAUUCCUGGUGAAGGAGGCAAUAGCAGCUGGUGAACUAGUGUCUAAUAAUGUCAUUGAGAGACUCCUACAAGAUAACUUUGUCAAGAUGAGGGACAAGAAGGGAAUUCUCGUGGAUGGGUAUCCGAGAGAUCUUGAGCAAUUGAAUACCUUUGAGGAAAAGUUCAAGCAAAAUCCUCAGAUUAUCCUUCUUGAUUGUUCAAAGUUGCAAUUGGGCCGGGGACGUCUCGAUGAUACAGUAAGUUCAUUUAGACGUCGUCUGGAAUUAUUCCGGGAGAAGACACUGCCAAUGCUUAAGCAAAUAGAUAGUACAGGUCGUCUGACGAUUGUGGAUGGUGAUACAGAUAGUCCAUCAGUUGCACGUGAAUUCGAAAGGGUUAUAAGGCAACUGAUUCAGAAUAUCGAUGAUAAAGGUCGUCAGGGAAAUCAAGAGAAAUACGGUGGCACAACAACGACUACAGGACAAUUGUAUGGACCCAGUCGGAGGAGUCAAGCUCACAAUAAUCCAGAAAUGGAGGAUUAUAACUCAGCACCAGGUGUUGUGCCCACAAUUAGUGGCCAAAUGGAUAAUCAACGCAUGCACGAAGAUAUUUCGCGGCCCCUAAAUGGGCACAUACCAAAUGGGAAGCCCAAUUUGAGGGCGAUGCUGCGUGAUGCAAAUGAUUAUCCUCUAGACUCACACAUUUAGAAUUAAUGUCAAACAUUUAGGCUAGGAAUUUACCAGAGACUGUACACUGUGUAUUCAAAAUAGUUAUAAAG